AUGAUGGUCACUUCCGAGUUUGUUGAGCAUGCAGCCCUUGGCUUUGCCUUUGCUGUAUUGGCUCUCUUCGUAUUAGCUAUUGCUCUAAUUGCAGUUGUUCUCAUCACAAUCUCUCAUAACUGCUGGUGGCAAUGUGAUACGGAAAGCGAUCCAUUAUUGGAAGACUAUAUCAACUAUAUGCCCGAACCAUUAUCAGAACCUAUCGAUACUGUUGUUGGCAUAACUCCCAAGCAUGCUGAUAUUGUUUGA
Messenger RNA from Auanema sp. JU1783, 249 nucleotides. Lineage: Eukaryota; Metazoa; Nematoda; Chromadorea; Rhabditida; Rhabditidae. The record is from the annotation of a GenBank genome assembly.